Cherax quadricarinatus is the source of this 6886-nucleotide messenger RNA. Lineage: Eukaryota; Metazoa; Arthropoda; Malacostraca; Decapoda; Parastacidae. The record is from RefSeq and is a predicted model, not a curated record.
AUGUCAAACAAACGUUCGUCUGGUCCCCCGGACCCGGGCCAGCCGGACCGGGAGCGAGGUGAUAGAUCAAAACCCUACGGCACGCAGGUUUUCGACUCCAAGACCAUGAAAUAUGGCUCCCAGCUGGGUCGCCCCACGGGUGAGGCUGCGCCUGGUGCCUCUAGUCGAGAUGAUGGAAGGAGAGGACAGAUGCCCGCUUCUAAUACCCUCGGCCGCAAUGCCCCUGGCGAUGCCCAAGACCAAGCCACCGUAGGAGGUCUUCCCCUGACUCAGCCUUCCACGGGAAGGAAGCGGCAAGGCAGCAUGGGAGGCCGACGCAGCAGCCUGGAAAAUGAACGCGGAGGUAAUGCAAACACUGGAAAAGGUACUCAGGGAAGUGGUCGGCGAAGCAGUAUCGACAGCAGCGAGCAGGAAAAAUCAAAGCAGCAGGAAGACGGCCAAGAAGGCGGCGAUUUGACACAAGAGCCGGACAGGGAACAAGCUAUCCAGAAGCAGAGGUCGAGGGUAAUGCUACUGAGCGCUAAGGGAGACUGGCCAGCCCUAGACCACGCCCUCAAGAUGCUCGAGAAACUGGCACCAGAACCAGUAAUAGGAGAGCCUAAAGCUCCUUACUUGCCUUUAAAGGACCUUGCAGAGGAGUUGCGUCCACGACAUUUUACACCUACAUGUGUGGGAACAGCGGCGUCCAGGACGUCUUACCCCAGUAAAUGUGAGAACAACAACGGCGUUCAGAACAUACUCCGUCCGUCCACACGGACAGCGGCCCGAGCUAAGACAUCCGGCUACACGCCUCUGAUGUACGCAGCCAGAGAGAACAAGCCGGCUUUCGUGGAUCGACUGAUCGACCUCGGCUGUAACCCUAAUGAUAAAAAUAAGGAAGGGUACGCCGCCGUGCAUCUGGCUGCACUCUACAGCAGAGAAGAAACCAUCCGGCACCUCGUGCAGAAGAAGGCUGACAUCAACGCUACGGGCGGGCCCCGGGAGCAGACAGCAGCACACUUGGUGGCCAAUCGGAGUACUGGAGCAGCAGUGGCUCUCAUAAAGACUGUUCUGAUGCACGCUAAACAGGACCUCAGACUCGUUAAGGACAGUCGCGGCGACAUUCCACUCUUCCUGGCGGUGGAGGCAAGCCACCAAGGGCUGGUACGGGAGCUGGUCUUCCACCACGGCUCCGACCAAGUGAAGGCAGUCCGUGGGAACACCCGAGACACAGCCCUACAUAUAGCCUGCAGGAAGAAGGACACAGAUAUGGUGAGGAUCCUGGUCGAGGCGGGAUCCAACACCGAUGCUCAGAAUGCAGCCGGACAGACUCCUCUACACAUCGCUGCAGAGGAAGGAGACGAAACCACCGUCAAGUUCUUCUAUACCGUCCACGCCAACCCCAACAUCAUGGACAAGUUCGACCGCACGCCCAUCCACGUAGCGGCUGAGAACGGCUUUACGCCCGUCGUCGACCUGCUGGCGGAGAAAUACAAGGCCUCCGUAAUGGACCGUACUAAGGACGGCUCAACUCUAGUACACAUAGCCAGCCUGCACGGACACCCAGACACUGUUAUGGCCUUCCUCAGAAAAGGUGUGCCGCUACAUAUGCCAAACAGAAGCGGCGCCAGGUGCAUACAUACAGCAGCCCAGCGAGGUCAUGUGGGUGUGGUCAACGCAAUCCUUCACAAGGGUGAACACGUCGACGUAACUACCAACGAUGGCUAUUCAGCCCUGCACAUAGCUGUCAAUGCUGGGAAACCUGCAAUGGUUGAAGCUCUUCUGGGCCACGGUGCCGACCUUACCAUGCAAGGUGGUUCUGGCAGGGAGUCUGCUCUUCAUCUGGCUGCCAAGGUCAAAGAUGGGGAGAAGUGUGCAGAGAUGCUCCUCAAGUCCGGCGCCGACGCUAACCUUCCCAAAGACGACGGUCAGACGCCGCUCCAUCUUGCUGCCUACCACGGCAACCUGAAGACUCUCCAGCUGCUUCUUGAGGACGAUAGUGCCAAGCCUUUCCUUCAGUCUAAGACUGGAGAGACACCGUUGCAUUUAGCUUGCUCGUCUUGUAGAGUUGAGGCCGCUAAGAUGUUGAUCGAUCACGUCCUCAAGAAGAGUGGCAAGGACGCCGUCGCUAAAAUGGUCAAUUCUAAAGUAAGUCUCAGAGAUUGUGAGUGUACCACUAAUAACCUGGGAGAGACGGCGCUGCACUACGCUGGCCGAGUCAACAAGAAGAACGCUACGUACAAGGCCGGUGAAGACCGGGAAAUGGCCAACCUCCUGCUCACCAACGGCGCUCAUCUCAUGGUCGCUACCAGCAAGACGUCUGAGACGCCGAUCCACUACGUGGCUACGUCGGGGAACGAGGCUGUCCUGGACGAGAUGCUUCAGUUCGCUGCCCAGGAUAAGGUUCAGAAGCUAGUGAACAUGCAGUCAUCCAAAGGUUGGUCGCCGCUGUUGAACGCUGCCGAGAACGGUCACGAAGGGAUCGUCUCUACGUUGCUCGACCACCACGCCAGAGUGGACGUGUUCGACAGCGAAGGCAAGGCCGCUCUUCACCUGGCCGCUGAACGCGGCUACAAGUUGGUGUGCGACGCUCUGUUGACACAUAAGGCUUUCGUCAACGCUCGAAGUAUGUCCGGCUUGACGGCGCUUCACCUAGCAGCCAUGAAGGGGUGCAACGAUCUAGUGCGAGCCCUCAUUACCAGACACCACGCCCAGAAGGAAGCCCUCACCCUGACGAAACAGACGCCGCUGCACCUGGCAGCAGAGGAGAACCAGCUAGAAGUGUGCGACACACUGCUGCAGCUCGGGGCCGACUACAACGCUACUACUGACGCAGGGCAGAAGGCCGUUCACGUUGCCGCUAUGCGCAACAACUCUGAAGUAGUGAAACUCUUCCUCAAGACCUCACCAGAGUUGGUCACUACAGCAGAUAAGGAUGGUAACACGUGCGCCCACAUCGCAGCGCUGCAGGGGUCUGUCGACGUGGUGAGAGAACUUAUGCGACACAACAGAGGCGUUGUCAUCAACGGCAAGAACCGUGUCGGGGAGUCUACUACCUUACACCUGGCUGCUGAGGGAGGUCACGCCAACCUUGUCAAGUUCCUCAUCGAAAACGGCGCCUCGCCUAAGGCCGAGAACGGAGUAGGGUUCACUGCUGUUCAUCUGGCAGCCAGGUAUGGCCACAUCCAGGUGCUGGACACACUAAGAGAAGUCACCAGCCUGAGGAUCACCAGCAAGAAGCUGGGUCUCUACGCUCUUCACGUCGCUGCCCACUACGGCCAGACAGAGAUCGUACGGGAGCUUCUCUCACACAUCCCUGCUACCAUCAAGUCUGAGCCACCCAUCCUGAGCGGUGGGCGACCCUUUUUGCCGGACCUGGGGGCAGAGGCCGACCUCACGCCCCUCCACUUGGCCGCCCAUGAAGGCAACGAGGGCGUGGUCAGGAUCCUCUUCAACAUCCCUGGGGUGCAGCCUGACGUCACCUCUAGACUCAAUGGCUACAUCCCACUCCACUUAGCGUGUAUAGGUGGCCAUACCUCAGUUGUCGGUCUCCUCCUCUCUAAGUCCACGAAGCAGGUCGCCAAAAUGGACAAGCGUGGCAGGACUGGCCUUCAUCUAGCUGCCAUGCACGGUCACUAUCACCUGGUGGCCCUCCUCAUGGGCCAAGGGGCCGAGCUAGGGUCCAAGGAUCGAGACGGUUUGACGCCCCUCCACUACUGCGCUCGUGCAGGCCACCUGGAAGUAGUAAAACUACUAGUAGAGGCAGGUGCGUCUCCCGAAGACAAGUCGGUGGAAGGGAAGACACCGAUCACCUUUGCUGUGGCCAGUGAGCACGUCGAUGUUUACAACUACCUCAUCAACAAGAAACACGACUCCUAUAAACUACUGGAAGAUAAAAAGUACGUGCACGACCUGACGCUCAUGAGCAAGAAACACAAUCACUCGCCCUUGGAGGAAUUCAUCUUACUCUCGCCGGCGCCCGUAGACCUGGCCACCAAACUCGCCCACACACUCCUCAUCCUCUCAGAUAAGGAGAAGGAGAGCAGCCGAGACCUGCUAGAAGCAUCACUCUUCAGCGAGGCGCUAGCCACGGAGCUGGUGGCCAUCUCUGCUGCCAGUUCCUCCCCAGGGCUGCUCCUCAGGGCCGUGGAUAACAGGAACGUGGUCCUUCUCGACUCCCUCAUCGAGCACGAGCAGAAAGAGGUGAUCGCACACCCGGCCGUGCAGAGAUACCUUUAUGACGUGUGGAUGGGAAGUCUCGACUGGCCAGCCUGGAAGAUGGUAGUUAUGUUCUUCGCCUUCCUGUUUCUUCCUCCCGUCUGGAUCUUUUUCAGCAUGCCACUGGGGCACAUGUACAAUGAGGUGCCAAUCGUCAAGUUCAUCGCCUACCUGGUGUCACAUCUGUACCUGCUGGCACUAAUGAUCCUCACCGUGGUGAUCCCACUCAGCCCCAUCUGGGAGAACACCAGCCUCAUGCCUAACUGGUACGAGUGGUUGUUGCUAUUGUGGCUUAGUGGUAACCUGGUGAUGGAACUCACUAACCCAGGGGAUAUAGCCGGCUUGGGCUGGAUCAAGGUGUUCGUGCUGGUGUUUAGCGGGCUGGGUAUCUUGGUCCACCUGGUCGGGUUCUUCUACCUGGGUAACACCGAACUGCUGCAGGAGAUGCUCUACAUCAGAAACAACUUCCUGGCCAUAGCAUUGUUGCUAGCGUCCGUGCAGUUGCUCGACUUCCUUUCCUUUCACCACCUCUUCGGGCCCUGGGCUGUGAUCAUCGGGAAACUGAUGGUGGACCUCGGGAGGUUCCUCGUUAUCCUGGCCAUCUUCGUCUUCGGCUUCUCCAUGUACGUGGCAGCCAUCUACAACCCACUGAAGCCCAUCUACAGUGAUUUCAACACAACCAGUGACAAAACCGGCUACCCACCUGCUGAGGCACCAAUUCAGACUCCACUUCAGACUGGAGAAAUGCUCUUCUUCUCCCUCUUCGGUCUGGUCGAGCCUGACUACAUGCCUCCCUUCUACAGUCACCCUGCCUGGAGCCAGUCACUCAUGAAGAUCGUUUUCGGGAUCUACCAGAUGGUGACGGUGGUGGUGCUGAUCAACCUGCUGAUUGCUAUGAUGUCCGACACUUACCAGAGGAUCCAAGCCAAGAGCGACACGGAGUGGAAGUUCGGGUUAGCCAAGUUGAUCAGAAACAUGAGCAGGACUUCGGGGACACCCUCGCCACUCAACCUACUCGUCAAACUCAUCGUCUACAUUGUGGCUGUCUUCAAGUUUAAAUGUUACCUGUGCUCAGACAAGGCCAUGGAGUACAUGAGGACGGAGGGGAGACCUGAAGACCCGCAUCAAGCAGACCUGAAGACCGAGUUUGGAGGCGGAUGGAUCAAGAAACUCAGGUCGCGCAGUAAGGCCAGCAUCAUGCCACAGAGCACAGAGAACCUGGUACCUCUAAGCAACAUGGAAGGACCUCAGGGAGUACGCAGAAUCGAGAACGUAAUCAAGUGGAGUCGCGUGGUAACUAGGUACCGCAUCAUGCACCGCAAGGAGGUUCAGCCGGGGGAGGAAGGCAGCCAAGAGCUGCCCACAGACUCCGUUGAGGACUUACACGACGAGGUGCUGCUGAACGGAGGAGUCGAGAACUCAGAUCAGUCGACAGCGGCGUGAGCAUCUAGCCGUGUGAGAGAUCACUCACUAAUUGACGUCGCUUUUAACUGUUCGGAGGGGAAUACAACUCACUCGUGUGAGUGUGUGAGCCUCUAAUUUUGUGAAAGAUCGCCCACUUGUUUCACAGCUUGUGGGGCCUAGAGAACUGACGCCUGUGGGAGUGUGAAUGUCUUACCUCUCACUUGUGUCGCUUGAAGGCUCCUGGGCGUACACAGCUCAUGCAUAUGGGAGUGAAUCAUUGUGUGUGAGAUCGCUCACCUGUAUCACUUACAGGCUCUGGAGCUCACACAAUCAGGAUGUGCCGAUACAUACAAGACUGGGAAACACCCACAAAGCAAUGCAUACGAGUAAUUUCCUCAUCACAUCUCUACCGAGAGGAAAUCCUGUCUUUGCUCCAGCAUCUGUCGAAGAAGACUGCACAGUCAGGCGUAAAACACUUUCAUAAUACUGCGAAAAAAACAGCAGAUUAAAAAAAUGUAUCAGCAAUUUUCUCCUGAUAACUGAGAAUGAAGAUACGUAUGUUUCAUGACAUUUUUUUUUCAAGGGGAGAACCGGUAAGCUAGAGGAAGGUGAUUCACGGAGCGGUUCAUUUAGGAGACAUUUUUUUGUUUCUCCGGACAAGAUGCCACCAAGCCUUUCCAAUGUGGAAAUUUUUGCGUGGCUACAUGAUGGUACAUAAACGCCGCACUGAGAAAUAGCUGUAUUGCAAUGCUGUAACACAUACUCUGAGGUCUGUAUCACAGAGUGAACGAAAGGACACAGUUGCAUACACUGAAGACUUCCUAACUGGAUACGUGUAGGUCCUGGAACCUCGGUCUCUGCAAAUGACGGUCAUUCCAAUGUUGGUAUCAAUAUACCUUCUUCGUAAAUAACAGAUUCAGGACUGUAAAUCACACUCCUUGAUCAGGUAUUGCACCUCGUACUGGUACAACACUCCCCGCUGAAUGGAUCACAGAGCUGAGAGGCUAAAACUGAUCGUGUCUUCGUUGCCAAUAAACGCAGAUCUCUUUCCAGCGAGUUUAAAACAUUCUUGAAAUCGUCGUUUAAGCGACGUACCACGUCCCUAAGAAAAACGUGGAGACGAAAAAGAUAUCUUAUCAGCAAAGCACAAAAAAAAAUAAUUCACCAAAAUCACUCAUAACACGUCACAACUAUCUCAUCCAUCAUCAGUGUUAUCCUUGAUUUUAUGCCAGCAUAAAUAAAAGAAAUAACUCCAGUUUUCUGUUAACAAAUCUUGUUUUGACUU